CCUGUGGAAGCUCGGGGAGGCUGGGUUUUAUCUCGAUUAAAACCGUUCACAGCGAAUUUGCUAAACAGCGAGGUUGUAUAUUGUUCUGUAGGCGGUAACUGCAUCUAAAGUGAUUGUGCUGUUUUUUUACAGAAAAGUGUGAGAAGCAGCUUUAAGGUUGAGGGGCGGUGCUGUGUGCUAGCUUGCCUCAUUAUUAUGGAGGCAACUCCCCUUCGCUGAACUUGUGUAGCUAGGGCUCAGACUCGGACCAGCAGUCAGUGAGUCAGUCUGCAGUGGGAUCGGCCGCCGCAUGGCUUCUGCGUAAACUUUCCUCAGCAACAAGUGGAGACGAAGAGCAGACGCUCCGGAGUGUUUGACGGACCUACCAGGAAAGAAACCACAGCUCUUCUAUGAAUCUGGAACCUGUGCUCCGCUAAGCAAACUGCUGUUUCCCCCCCAUUCGUGCAUGUUCAAACCAGAGGAGAGCUCUGGUGCCGUGGGUCGGCCGGACGACUAGUACAAACGAGUGGCAAACAGCAGGCAUGAUUUUGAGACGCAGCUCCGCGGUUGCUGCCUUCUUCCUGCUCUGCUUUCUUGUGGAGGUGUCGCAGGGAUCGGGACAAUUCGAGCUGCAGAUCUUGUCGAUGCACAACGCGAACGGAGAGUUGCCCAACGGCAUGUGUUGCGAUGGCGCACGGAGCGCAGCGGAUCGAAAGUGCGCACGGAGCGAGUGCGACACGUUUUUCAAAGUUUGUCUGAAGGAAUACCAGUCCAGGGUUUCCGCUGCGGGGCCCUGCAGCUUCGGAAUGGGAUCUACGCCUGUCCUCGGAGGGAAUACGUUUUCUUUCAGGAGUCCUGUCAGGAAUGACAAAUCCAGGAUAGUUUUGCCCUUCAGCUUUGCCUGGCCGAGGUCCUAUACUUUGAUAGUGGAGGCCUGGGACUUUAACAAUGAAACCGGUGGUUCCGACGGGAAGCUGAUAGAGAAAGCCUCUCACUCGGGCAUGAUCAACCCAAGCCCACAGUGGCAGAAACUGAUUCACAACGGCCCGGUCGCUCAGUUCGAGUACGAAAUCCGGGUCAGCUGCGACGAGCACUACUACGGCUUCGGCUGCAACAAGUUCUGCCGACCCAGAGACGAGUUCUUCGGACAUUACACGUGCGACUACAAUGGAAACAAGACCUGCCUGGAAGGCUGGUCUGGACCUGAGUGCAACACAGCUAUUUGUCGACAAGGCUGCAGCACUGAACAUGGAUCGUGUAAGGAGCCAGGUGAAUGCAAGUGUCUGUACGGAUGGCAGGGCCUGUACUGCGAUAAAUGCAUCCCCCACCCGGGCUGUGUGCAUGGCACCUGCGUUGAACCAUGGCAAUGCCUGUGCGACCUCAACUGGGGCGGCCACCUCUGUGAUAAAGAUCUGAACUACUGCGGCACUCACCAGCCAUGCUUGAAUGGAGGAACGUGCAUCAACACAGGACCUGAUAAGUACCAGUGUACCUGCGCUGAGGGCUACUCCGGAGCAAACUGUGAGAGAGCUGAACACGCCUGCCUCUCCAAUCCGUGCUCUAAUGGAGGGAGCUGCUCAGAAACCGCUCAAGGCUACGAGUGUCAGUGCGCGCCGGGCUGGAGCGGCCCGUCCUGCACCACCAAUGUGGACGACUGCUCCCCCAGCCCCUGUAACCACGGCGGGACGUGUCAGGACCUGGUGAACGGCUACAAGUGCCACUGUCCUCCGCAGUGGAUGGGGAAGACGUGUCUGAUAGACGCCAACGAGUGCGACAGCAAGCCCUGCGUCAACGCCAACUCCUGCCGCAACCUGAUUGGCAGCUACUUCUGCGAGUGCCUGCCUGGUUGGACGGGGCAGAACUGUGACACCAACAUAAACGACUGCAAGGACCAGUGCCUGAAUGGAGGAACCUGUAAGGACCUGGUGAACGGGUACCGCUGCACGUGCGCCCCCGGCUUUGCUGGCGACCACUGCGAGAGGGACGUGGACGAAUGCGCCAGCUCGCCGUGCCUGAAUGGCGGCCGCUGUCAGGACGAGGUCAACGGCUUCCAGUGUCUGUGCCUGACCGGCUUCUCUGGGAACCUGUGCCAGCUGGAUAUAGAUUACUGCUCACCCAACCCUUGCCAGAACGGAGCGCCCUGCUACAACCGGGCCACAGACUACUUCUGCGCGUGCCCAGAGGACUACGAGGGCAAGAACUGCUCCCACCUUAAAGACCACUGUCGCACCACCACGUGUAAAGUGAUUGACAGCUGUACCGUCGCCGUGGCAUCUAACAGCACGCCAGGAGGAGAGCGCUACAUUUCGUCAAAUGUGUGUGGACCUCACGGUCGCUGCCGGAGCCAAGCGGGGGGUCAGUUCAGCUGCGAGUGCCAGGAGGGCUUCAGAGGGACCUACUGCCACGAGAACAUAAACGACUGCGAGAGCAACCCGUGUCGCAACGGAGGCACGUGCAUCGACAAAGUCAGCGUCUACCAGUGCAUCUGCGCCGACGGCUGGGAGGGCGACCACUGCGAGAUCAACAUAGAUGACUGCAGCACCAACCCCUGUCAUAAUGGAGGGACAUGUCGAGACCUGGUGUCUGAUUUCUUCUGCGAGUGCAAAAAUGGCUGGAAGGGGAAAACCUGCCACUCACGUGAAAGCCAGUGCGAUGAAGCUACGUGCAACAAUGGGGGCACCUGCCAUGAUGAGGGUGACACAUUCCAGUGCAAGUGUUCCCCAGGCUGGGAGGGCACGACCUGCAACAUAGCCAAAAACUCAAGCUGUCUGCCCAACCCGUGUGAGAACGGAGGAACCUGCGUGGUGAAGGGGGAUUCCUUCACCUGCGUCUGCAAGGAAGGCUGGGAGGGUCCCACAUGCACUCAGAAUACCAACGACUGCAGUCCCCACCCAUGUUACAACAGUGGGACCUGUGUGGACGGGGAUAACUGGUACCGCUGUGAAUGCGCCCCAGGUUUCGCCGGUCCAGACUGUCGGAUCAAUAUUAACGAGUGCCAGUCCUCUCCCUGCGCCUUGGGAUCCACCUGCGUGGACGAGAUCAACGGAUAUCGCUGCCUGUGCCCCCCAGACAGAACUGGACUCCACUGUCAAGACAAAACAAGAAAGCAUUGCUCUAGUAACGGGCAUGUUGCCCCGGAUGGAGCCAGCUGGGAAGAAGACUGCAACAUUUGUCACUGCUCCAAUGGAAAAGUGCUGUGCACAAAGAUGUGGUGCGGCCCGAAGUCGUGCAAACUCGGCGCCAAAGGCCGAGGCGGAUGCCCCCCGGAUCAGAGCUGCAUGCCCCUCAGAGAAGCCCACUGCUUUGUGAAACCCUGCCUGGAGCUGGGCGAGUGCUGGGGCUCCGGCCUCGCUCAGCCUCGAAUCAAAUGCCACCCCAGCUCCUCUUACCAGGACAACAGCUGCGCCAACAUCACCUUCGUCCUAAAAAAGGAGAUCAUGCCCGCGGGCUUAACCGUGGAAGGAGUUUGUAAGCAGCUGAGGAACCUGAACAUAGUGAGGAAUUUUUCCUUGGAGCAUUCUGUGACUAUAACCUGUGACCCGUCGUUCUCGGCCAGCAACGAGAUCCACGUCUGCCUGUCUACUGAAGACCACCGUUUGGACCGCAAUCCCAUCAAAGAGAUCACAGACCGAAUAAUCGACCUGGUUAGCAAGGCCAACGGGAACAACACAAUCCUCUCUGCCAUUGUCAAAGUUCAGGUGCCGAGACCCAGCAAAACUGACUACCUUGUGCCCCUCCUCUCCUCCAUUUUCAUCGUCAUCUGGUUCCUCCUGCUGGUCUCCGUCUUGCUGUGGUGCAUGCGGCGGCGGCGGAAACAGAGCAACCACAACGGGACGCUGCCGAGCGGCUCCGAGGACAACACCACCAACAACGUGCGGGAGCACCUCAACCAGAUCAAGAACCCUAUAGAGAAGCACGUGGGCCUGACGGUGGCCAUCAAAGACUACGAAAACAAGAACUCGAUCAUUGCCAAAAUAAGGACAAAUCAUCCCGAAGGGGAUGAGGACGACAAGGAGAGGCACUUACAGAAGGGCCGCUUCGCCAAACAGCCAGCAUACACGCUGGUGGAGAGGGACGAGAAGGCGCCCAUCUCCAAUCCCAACCCAACAUCCAAGCAUCCUAACUGGACUAAUAAACAAGACAACAGGGACUUGGAGACGGCAAACAGCAUAAACAGGAUGGACUACAUCGUAUAGCAGACAGCUGUGUUGCUGUGCAACCAAGCCUUAUUCCUUCACACCCAGGUGGUGGGUGAAAACGGGGAGCCUCGGCAUGUGUAGUUAAUAAAACGGUCAUGUCAUUUGUUGA
Poecilia latipinna (sailfin molly) is the source of this 4287-nucleotide messenger RNA. It is a transcript of the gene jag1b, whose product is annotated as jagged canonical Notch ligand 1b. Gene Ontology annotation, cellular component: membrane. The transcript is spliced from 25 exons. The coding region runs from base 522 to 4175 and encodes 1217 amino acids. The record is from RefSeq and is a predicted model, not a curated record. NCBI's taxonomy places the organism in Eukaryota, Metazoa, Chordata, Actinopteri, Cyprinodontiformes, Poeciliidae. Gene Ontology annotation, molecular function: calcium ion binding; Notch binding; peptidase inhibitor activity. Gene Ontology annotation, biological process: cell communication; Notch signaling pathway; multicellular organism development.